This is a messenger RNA of Boleophthalmus pectinirostris (great blue-spotted mudskipper), 3828 nucleotides long. RefSeq names its product IQ motif and SEC7 domain-containing protein 1-like. The annotation marks the transcript as partial. The transcript is spliced from 7 exons. The record is from RefSeq and is a predicted model, not a curated record. Gene Ontology annotation, biological process: actin cytoskeleton organization. NCBI's taxonomy places the organism in Eukaryota, Metazoa, Chordata, Actinopteri, Gobiiformes, Gobiidae.
AUUGGUUCCCUCCAUCAUGGCCUCGGAUGUGUACUGUCCCUGCCUCAUCGGCGUCUGGUCUGUUACUGCCGUCUGUUUGAAGUGCCAGACCCCAACAAACUGCAGAAACUGGGCUUACAUCAGCGGGAGAUCUUCCUGUUCAACGACCUCUUAGUGGUGACAAAAAUCUUCCAGAAAAAGAAGAAUUCGGUCACGUACAGCUUCAGACAGUCCUUCUCUCUGUAUGGGAUGCAGGUCAUGCUGUUUGAGAAUCAGUAUUACCCAAAUGGAAUCAGGCUUACAUCAGCAAUACCUGGGGCAGACACCAAAGUCCUCAUCAACUUUAACGCGCCCAACCCCCAGGAUCGCAAAAAGUUCACUGAUGAUCUGCGAGAGUCCAUCGCUGAGGUGCAGGAGAUGGAGAAGUACAGGAUAGAAUCGGAGUUGGAGAAGCAGAAGGGCGUGGUGAGGCCCAGCAUGUCCCAGAGCUCGGGGCUGAAGAAGGAGACCGGAAACGGCAACAUGAACCGGGCCAGCCUGGAUGACACCUACGCCAUGGGGGAGGGGCUAAAGAGGAGUGCUCUGAGCAGCUCCCUCCGAGACCUGUCUGAAGCAGGCAAGCGGGGGCGUCGCAGCAGUGCAGGAUCACUAGACAGCAAUAUGGAAGGGUCCAUCAUUAGCAGCCCGCACACGCGACGGAGAGCAGCGACCCCACGCGAGGGUGCACCACGGGGCCCGCCGCCUCCGCCGAUGCCCAACUCCACCUCCAUUUUGGGAUCCCUCUUCGGCAGCAAACGCGGAAAGGCGCCAUCCUCGUCAUCCCAGAGUCACCACCCACCACCCACUUCGAUACCUCCACCGGGACACCCUACCCUCAUCUCCCACAAGCCGCACCCCACCAACCUGCACCACACAGCUCAAGUGCAGCACCACGGCCACCACUCGCAGUUCUGCCAAGUGCCCCAAAAUCCACCGCCCUACCACCAUCACCACCACUACCAUCCCCCGCCCCACACGCAGUUCCACCACCAGUCCCAGCAUCCCGGCUAUGGCUCCUCUUCCUCUUCUUCGGCGCAUCCCCCUCCGCACCCCCACUAUAGGGAGCAUUCACAUCACAGCUCCCAUUCACAUCACCACAACCAGCAGUCCAGUUCAAGCGCGCCCAAACCUAAACACAGUGGUAUCAGCACCGUAGUGUGAUGUUCUCAUUAGAAAUAAAUUGUAGAAAAUGAAAGGACUUGGUUGGUUGGUUGAAGGAUUAGCUUAUACACCAAAGGGACUGAUUGAUAGCAUGACUCUAUGGCCUGUCCACUGUGUUUUAGAGCUGCGGUGAUGCUAAACAAAAUCACCCGCGGUACAACUCGUCACACCUCCGACUUCUACAGUAUAUGCAGGACGGGACUCUACUCUUCCACUCGGGGCCUUUGUGAGAUUUGGGUGUUGUGGCCACUCCACUUUGCUGCUGCUGCUGCUUCCUGACCUGAAUAAGCUUCACAAAAAAUGGAGGAACGCAACACAAUAACUCAUCCAGUUUAUCUGUCACAUUGAUGGCAUAACUUCUAGCACUUCUUUUCCAACAACAUAUGAAUGCUAUAUUAUUGUAGCCUCCUCCCUGUCACAUGUAGUGGAUUUCACAUUUCAAGGACAGAUUACUGAGCGGACCAUCUCAGUCAUAGUAGUUUUAGUGCUGUAAUUACUGUAGGUGACAGCUAUUAGUGUUGUCUUUCAUAAUUAAAUGUGCCAAUUAUUAAUGCAUCUUCUAUUUAGUCGAGACUUCAUGUACAGUAUAUUGUGCGUAAAAGUAAUUUGUAAGAUUAUACUUACAAUUAUUAUCAGCAAAAAUGAAUUUUUAUCAGUAUUAUACUGACUAUGUGGUAACAGGAUGAAGGGUUAUGAAAGGAUGAACUGAAGCUAAAACUCUUUAGUGUCUUUAAAAUGUAACACAGGGAUGCUCUCGAUAGCAGCUAUUUCAUCUGGCACUCACAACAGUAGAAACUGUUCAAAAUCUCAACAUAAAUCUCACUAGUUACACAUCAUGCUUCUCAAUAGCUAAAACACAAGGUCUAUUUAUCACUUAUUUAUUUCCACAAAAUUGAAAAAUUGUCUGCUGUGUGAGUGGAACAGCUACUUUCUAGGCAUCCCAAAUCAAACUAGAAACACUUUUGAAGUCUUAUUUUGCCUUGUUCUUUAACUCACCAAAAAGAUUUAGUGAGUGUUUAAAAUCUGUUCAAACUUAGUAUUUGUUUAGUUUUUUAUCAAACGUGCAAUAUCUUUGUAAUGAUUUUGUACAUUAAGAACAAGCCCCGAUUUGUGCUCUUUCAUGUUUUGUUAUUUAUUUAUUUUUGUUCCGACCCCCGUUGAUGUCGAGAUAAAUUCUACAUGUGGCAGUCUUUUUGGUCUUUUGAGAGCGAGACUUUGAGGUUCAGUGGAAUGUCUAAUUAGUGAUUUCUUUGCAUGUACUGUUCUUGACGUGAGGCUAUCUGCACAUUGUAAACAAAAUCAGUGUUACCAUGUUAGCAAGGUUAAGUGCAAUCAUGUUUAAAAAUGCAGACUUGAGCUGAAGUCUGAGAGUGUCCAGGAAGAGAUUCAGGUAAAAUAAAAAAUACAUUUUGACAUUUAAAAAAUAGAAAUACUUAGAUGUGGAAAGAGGAAUGUGUGUAUAUAUUUUAAUAUAGGAAUAUGCUUCUCCUUGAGCUGAACAGAAAUAUUUUGCUGGAUAAGCACAUAUGAAAGAACUCUUUCAUUUUUUAAGGAACUGCAGUUGUAAUAUAAAGCAAGGAUCUGGUAAAAUGUAAAGAUUAACUUUCUACAGUCUACAAAUAAGAGUCUAUUAUAGUGUAUAAACUAGUGACAGUAAACUGUUCGUCCCAAUAUUCAGGUUGUAAAUGUAUUUGAACAUUUCACUCUUGCCAUAAGUCAGGCAUAAGCAUAACAAACAUAUCAUAUAGGACUGUAAGAUCAGUUGAAUGUCUUUCCGGUUAUUUUUGCUAAACCUCCACACAAUACAAAACAAAGAAAAUAUGUUUGAUGUGUGUUCAUAGAUUCAAUGUUUUCUGUCAUAAAUGUUCGAAAUGACCCCAACAAUGCACUGCAUGGAUCUGAUCAGAGCAACACGUCACUGUGAGCUGAUAGAAGAAGAAAACUAAUCAGCCUAUAUAUUUUUGUUUUGUUUUUUUCCAGAAAUUAACAAAAUGUUGACAUGUCCUUGCUAUUCCAUGUUGGAGUGAUAUUUAUUGAUGCUCGGCAUGCAUUUUAUCAACAAAGCCAUUGUGUAAAUUCUAAACAUUAAUGAACAUUGCACUUCUGUUUGCUGAGGGCUUUCAUCUUGUAAAUAUGGGUUUGGAUUAGAGUAAAGAGUGUAAAGGGACCAAUACAAAUAUGAGUUUAACUAUAAAGGAGCUGUACAUACUCUGUGUAUACAAUCCUCUAUUCUGACAUGUGCAGAAGAUAUAAGGAGGACGCAUCACCUCAAGGAAGGAUCAAAAGGGUGAAACAUAUCGACUGUCUUUGCCUCUCCUGGGACUCACAUUUGCUGUAGAUGAAAAUGAAAAAACAGACUGUUAUAGAAAGUUGCCAUUUAUAUCCAAGCUCGGCUCACACGUGUCAUUCCCGCUCAUUGCACAAACACACACAAGGGACAUACAGAACGCUGCUGCAAGCUGUUCAGUCUGGCGUCAAAAAUACGUUGGAGAGAGAGAAAAAAAUAAGGGAAAAGACACGAGAAUGGCGUCAUUAAUUGUGCAUUCUGUUUGUACAGUGAGUAGUGAGUCAGUUAAGACCCCAGUUAUUGUAAAACUUCAACUGUGACCAUGUUGAACGCAAAAAUAAACAAAUAUAUGACUUAUGGUU